This is a messenger RNA of Capra hircus (goat), 6568 nucleotides long. It is a transcript of the gene FHDC1, whose product is annotated as FH2 domain containing 1. Bases 1026 to 4424 code for a protein of 1132 amino acids. Gene Ontology annotation, molecular function: actin binding; microtubule binding. The transcript has 12 exons. The record is from RefSeq and is a predicted model, not a curated record. Lineage: Eukaryota; Metazoa; Chordata; Mammalia; Artiodactyla; Bovidae. Gene Ontology annotation, biological process: actin filament polymerization. Gene Ontology annotation, cellular component: actin filament; cytoplasm.
CACUGCCUGGCGUCACAAGUCACUUUGAAAAAAGAUGCGAUUAAACCGUUCCCGGGUUUCCUCCUGUGAGGGGCCUUUCCCAGACGGCUCUGUUUAUCCAAUCAGUCCUGGGGUGGACUUUUUCUUUUAUAUAUAACUGAAAGGUUUCUCUUACCCCUAUCGUUGAGGAGAUUAAAGAAAAAAAAAAGUAACUUACCGGAUGGCAGGGGCCAGGGAGAAGCUGAUUUGGGAAGAUACGGCCCGGCUGGGACUCGGCCCCGCGGGCUGGGACAGUUCUCCCCGGUACUGACUCCUGCUCCCGGUAGAAACAAGUGUGUUAGGCAGAGGGUGGCUUGGCACGCGUUUGUGUGUGCGCGCGGGGUUUGAGCGUGCAUGAAUGUGCUAAUAUGCGUGUGCACGCGCGUGUGCAGAGGCAAUGGUGUUGGGGAGGCUGUCGCAGGCUGCUUUGUGGAGCCACUUGCCGGUUCAGAACCAGCUUGGCGCCUCCCUUUGCUGGUUCCAGGAAGACACCUGGUUCUUCUGCACAGUCCGUACCUCUCUGUCCCCUGCCGCCCCUCGACUUUCCUCGGGGGCCGCUCUGCGCCAGCCUUCGGGUGCCGGCAACCACGCCCCCGAGGUCCCGCGCAGGUGAACGCGGCAGCACCGGCGCGGGCGCUCACGGAGAGCGGAAGGGCCGAGCAGGAAGGGGCGUGCUGCCCUUUGCGGCUGGCGCUGGGAGCAGCCUGGUCUGCAGCAUUGUUACCUGCGGCAGCGGCCGCGCCCCGCCCCGCGCCGCCCUGCCCCCUCGCGGUCCCGAGCUGACGAGGCUGCAGCAGCGGGGAGGAGGCGGCGGCGCCGGGAGGCUGCGGACGGGUAGGAGAGGAGCGCGCGCGGGGAGCACCGGCCGCGGGUUUGGAAGAGGACACACCACCCCGCUGCCUUUUCUCUGGCGGCCUACUAGCAGAUGGAAAAGCAUGGCACUAGUUUGAUGGCUGUGUCUGCUUCCCCAGGGGCAAGAAACUGCCUCCUGAGAAGGCGGCGGUGCUAUGCAUGUUAUGAACUGUGUCUCCUUGGUCAGCGAUAAAGGCAAUGGGAACACCGCCAUGGCAGCCGGCUUCAUGACUGCGCAGGCACCGCCCCCGCCGCCUCCCCCGCCACCGCCGCUGGGUCCCUACUCGGGGGAGGGGCUUCCCCCCUCCCCACCCCCUCCCCCUCCGCUGCCAGGGGGACCUCCGGGGCCCCCACCUCCUCCGGGACUACCCCCAAACUCUCACCUGAACGGCUACAACCAGCUUGGUAAGAAAAAGCGGAUGAGAAGCUUUUAUUGGAAAACCAUUCCAGAAGAGCAAGUUCGGGGCAAAACCAACAUCUGGACCUUGGCAGCCAGCCAGCAGCAUCGCUACCAGAUCGACACCAAGACCGUGGAGGAGCUGUUUGGGCAGCAGGAAGAUGCCACCAUGGCUCCCCCUUCCAGGAGGGGAGGCUCUUUACACUCGUCCUCCAGGGAGGCCAGAGAAGAGAUUACUCUCUUGGAUGCAAAACGGAGCAUGAACAUUGGGAUAUUUCUUAAGCAGUUUAAGAAGUCUCCUCCAUCCAUCGUGGAAGAUAUCCAUCAAGGAAAGAGUGAACACUAUGGAUCAGAGACAUUGCGAGAAUUUCUUAAGCUUUUGCCAGAGUCAGAGGAGAUAAAGAAACUAAAGGCAUUCAGUGGAGACGUGGCCAAGCUGUCCCUGGCAGACUCCUUUCUGCAUUGCUUAAUCCAGGUGCCAAAUUAUUCUCUGCGGAUUGAAGCCAUGGUGCUAAAGAAGGAAUUUUUGCCUUCUUGUUCUUCUCUAUACACAGAUAUGACGAUUCUAAGGAACGCUACAAAAGAGCUGAUGUCGUGUGAGGAAUUACAUUCCAUAUUACACUUGGUGCUACAAGCAGGGAAUAUCAUGAACGCAGGAGGGUAUGCUGGCAAUGCGGUAGGAUUUAAACUGUCUUCUUUGCUCAAAUUGGCAGACACAAAAGCAAACAAACCUGGGAUGAAUCUCCUGCACUUUGUUGCACAGGAAGCCCAAAAGAAAGAUGUUGUGCUUCUAAAUUUUUCUGAAAAAUUGCUUCAUGUUCAGGAGGCUGCCAGAUUAUCUCUGGAUAACACGGAGGCGGAGCUGCACUCGCUCUUUGUCAGGACGAAGUCUCUCAAGGAGAACAUCCAGCGGGAUCGAGAGCUGUGUCAGCAGAUGGAAGAUUUCCUUCAGUUUGCCCUGGAAAAGCUGGCAGAGCUGGAGCGAUGGAAGCGAGAGCUCCAGGACGAGGCCCACACCCUCAUCGACUUCUUCUGUGAAGACAAGGACACCGUGAAGCUGGACGAGUGCCUGCAGAUAUUCAGAGACUUCUGCAUCAGAUUCAACAAAGCGGUGAAGGACAACCACGAACGCCAGGUGCAGGAGCUGAGGCAGCUGCAGCGGCUCAAGGAGCUGGAGCAGAAGCGGCGAUCCUGGACGGCGGGGGAGUUUGGAUUCGGCCGGAGCAGCAGUGAGAACGACGUGGAGCUGCUGACCAAGAGGGGCGCAGAGGACCUGCCCCCUUUUCUCUGCUGCAGGCCCGCCAGCCCCUCCUACCGGCCCCCCACCACCCGCCGCUCCCGCCUCUCCCUGGACACCAUGGCCGACCGGGAGCUGCUUAGCUUCCUGGAGAGAUCCACGGGCAGCCCCGAGGAACUCAAGCCCAGCAACUCAUCCCGGGGCUGCCUCUGGCAGGUCCCACCUGAUGGAGCCUGCAGAGAGCCUGGAGAACCGAGGGGCCAGGACUCCAGCCUAGCGCACAGACCUCGGGCCUUGGAGGGCCAGGAGGAAGCCCUCCACCCCGCCACAGCUUGGGCGAGCUGGCUCCCUGCAGCCCACCCCGAGGAUCCCGCCUGCACUUUACGCCACCCUAGGCGCAGUGGGGUCAGCACCCUCCGAAAAAGGAACAGCGCACCGGUGGGCCUGGAUCCUGUGCGGUCCUCGCCCCCACUCUCACCGUUGGCUCUAGGGAUUAGGGAGCAUGAGCUGGUGACCGGGCUGGCCCAGUUCAACCUCCAGGCUCCCAAGGGCCCGGAGGAGCCGGCCCGGCUGACCGGGAAUGACUGCAGCCCAAUGGAGCUGGUGUCCGUGGGGGAUGCGAGCCCACAGUCCCUGGGCGCCCCCAACAGCAGCCCGACGACGCCCGUGGGCAGAGGUGCGCGAGUGGCUCCCAGCCCCGUCCCGCAGGAUGGCGAGGCUGCCCCUUAUGAGCCCAGAAGCGCAGCUCAGCUCUCUGAGGGGAGCAGCGACCCCGGGAGCCAAGACCCUGAGCCUCUGUUCUGCAUCUCGGACACCAGCGACUGCUCGCUGACCCUGGACUGCUCUGAGGGAGCCAACUCCAGACCCUUAGAGGGGGACCCGGGCCAGGCAGGCGAUGGGGAGGGCUCCGCGUCCCCCGGGGCCUGGGAGAUGGGCGGCAGUCAGGCCGCCUCCAAGCCCAUCUGCAGCCCGACUGCGGGGGCGCCCGCUGCGGCCUCCACCCCCGGCUCCGUCUCAGGGAAGAGCGAGCCGGAGAGCUGCAAAGGCGGCCCGCCCAGGGACAGGCCGGCCAGAGGGAGGGAGGCGACGGCCCUCAGGAGGAGCUCCCCCAGAGAGGCUCCGCCGUUGGCGGCGCCGCUCCGGGCCGGGGCCGCCCGGCGGAGCGCAGGGCCGCUGGGGCCCGUGCGGCCGGCGGGGCCGGUGCGGCCGGUGAGGACGCUGACCAGCUGCGAGGACGAGAGCAUGCGCAGGGUCGUGCCCAUCUCGCGCGCCGGCCGCGCGCCCCCGGCAGCCAAGGGCAGCCCCCGCGAGGCCCCCGGCGGGCCCGCCCCGCCGCCGCCGCCGCUGGCGCGCCGCAGCUCCACGCGGGGGACCGCGGACGCGUCGCCUGCGAGGCCCGCGACGGCGCCGGCGGCCCGGCCCGGGCGGGAGCCCCCGUCCCUGCUCCGGAGCUCCUUCAGGAAGCCCAGCGCCAAGCCCGUGCGCAACGUGCCGCGGCCCAAGCCCGAGGAGGACAAGGCGUGCCGCGCGGGCGCCCAGGGCCCCGACGGCCCCGGAGAGCCGCCCCGCGCCGCUCCGGCCGCCAGCGUGCCCCGGGGCCCGGCCCCGGUCCCCAGCUUCGCGCGCAACACGGUCGCCUCCUCGUCUCGCAGCCAGAGGCUGGACUCCCCCGCCCCGGCCACAGCCCCCGGCCUCACCCGCACCACGUCGCAGCGGCAGCUGAGAGUGAAGGGCGGCCCCGAGGGCGCCGCCCCCAAGGACAGCAGCGCCCUCCGGCGGGCCGGCAGCGCCCGCACCCUGCGGAAGGGGUCCGAGUCGGCCGAGGGCCCCGGGGCCGGCGCCGAGAGCCCGCCGAAGGGCCGGCUGAAGGAGGCCGGCCGCGCGGCGCCGGGGCGGGGGCUUCACCCCUCACGCAAGUGAGGGGCGUCCGCCCUCCCCGCUUGCCUUCUGGGGUUCGGAUGGUGAGGACUGACGUGCGGAAGGCCGACCCUGAAUGUCUGUUCCACAUAGAACCCCUCGCUGGGGCCGCCUGCCAAUGCCCCUGAAGGUGUGGCCUGCUGGACCCACAUCCCCGCUGGACCGAUCGGCCCCGGAGGUGGGCCCGGUGAGCCCCGUCCUCCAAACACAGAGCGGUGAACGACUCAGACAAGGUCGCUGUCUGACUCAGCAUCUUAGGUGACCAGUAACAAGAUUUGGGGGCCAGUUUUUAUAUACCAGUGACACUUUUUACUAUUAUAAAAAUUAAACGUUGUUUUAGUUGGCUCCUUUCACAGAGUGAAAUGCCUCCCAGGGGGAAAAUGAUGAAGGUAUUUUUUAUCUUCCUAGUUCCCUGGCCUCAGGGUUCCUCCUGCCCAUGCUGCGCAGCUGGCAACUGGACUUCCACCGCAAAGCCUUUGGGUGUCCUGUGGUUGGCACCGUCUUCCUGAGGACUCUCCCUUGCUCAUCCACCUGCUCAUCACCUUUGGUGAGGUGAACAGGAGGGAAAGCGAAACUGGUGGACAGAAAUCCAGUGCUCCGCGUGUAUUGGGGCUGUGGGGCAAGCCUCCUCUGUAGACGGGCGGCGGCCCCUGGGAGAACGCUGGAGCUUCCAGAAUUUAAAGGUGCCAUAUUUUGAUGGAAGGUCAUCAGGGACUGUUCAGCUGAGCACAACUUUCCCGUUCUCCGUUUUCUCAUUUGAGUAUUUGUAACACUGAGCGAAGGCUGCUAUGACUUGUGUUCACUCUAGUUCCUCCAGGGAGGAAUAAACCCAGACUUUCUCCUUUGCUAAUGUGACCUGGAGCCUGGAGAGAAAGAUUCACUUUCUCUCUCCAUGAUAUUUUUAAAUGUUGAUGUCUGUCCUUUGGUACAGUGGUUUUAAAUCCUGAGAAAAACCAGGUCAAGUCUGUAAAACCAGACCAAAAUUGAAAUUGCUUUAAGAAGACUUUAUAUUAUCAGGAAAAUUUUGAAGGAAAAAAAAAAAAGUAAGGCUUCAUUCAAAAGAGGAAAACAUACUACUCAGUUCCAAUUUCACUGUUUCCGUCCCAACUAGCUAAUUGGGAAGUGGGGGGAUUCUUGAAACCUUUUUGUUAUUUAAAAAUUGCCCCUCCUCCCAUUUUUUUCACUCUUGAUCACUUAUUAGUGAAAGUUUGUUUUAGAUCUGACAGCGGGACAAGGGUUUAGGCAAAUAUGGUUUGUAUUCCUUGUGAAUCCAUGCGGUUGAUACUACAGUCCCCCUCCUGUAGAAUGUUGCCCCCCAUCCAAAUUAACUGGAAACUCUGAGGUUCCAUAAGUCAGCUAAACUGAAAAGGAAAACAAGGCGCCUAACCACAAAACCUCUUAUAAAACUAGCCCUGAGCAGUAUUUCCAGGGCUCCACAAAGAUGGUUGUGAGAAUCCUGAGCCAUUUUUCGUCAUCUCAAAAAGCCUUUAAAAAAAAAUCAUGUAUUUAACCAUGCAGACAGAACUGUUUGAAACCUAGGGCCUGUGGAAGAGGUCAAAGUUUGUGGGUUUGUGGGUAGUGUCAGGGUGUGGCCCCUUGGAGAACCCUGGAAAGCAGGGUCCAAAUCCCUGUUCCCUCACUGAUGCUGUGAGGCAAGUCAGCCCCUCUCCUUAAGCCUCUGUUUCCCAGUCUGCAUAAGUGGGGGCAUGGCCUCUGCUGUGGUCUUCAAGGGUCCUGCUAACACCCAGAGUCCAAGUCAUCGUGAAUAGCCAAGAACCCAUCUCUGCCCUGGCAUCAGCUUCCAGAACUAAACUCCAGCAUUUCCACGGUGGAGGUCUCACAUAAAGGCUCGCUUGGAAGAAAGCACCUUCAGAAUGAGUUGUUGGUUUGAAAUCUAAUAAGCUGAGUUUCCUGAGAAGUGGUGUUUUGCUUAGCCCUGUGGACCAAUUGUAUGCAUCUGUGUGAGCGGGUGAUCAUUCUGUUACCUUUUAUUGGUAAUAAGUUUGGAAAAUAAUUUAAAUAUAUAAUGCAGAAAUGUAAAUAAGUUUAUAUAUAAAUUUUAAGAUGAACUGAAUGUAUUUAAAGGUCCAUUUAUAUGUUUGUUCUUUUAUGUAAUGUGUAGUUUAAUAAAGUUCAUGUUUAUGAGA